Momordica charantia (bitter melon) is the source of this 2533-nucleotide messenger RNA. It is a transcript of the gene SRF2, whose product is annotated as STRUBBELIG-receptor family 2. Gene Ontology annotation, molecular function: protein binding; protein kinase activity; ATP binding. Gene Ontology annotation, biological process: protein phosphorylation. Lineage: Eukaryota; Viridiplantae; Streptophyta; Magnoliopsida; Cucurbitales; Cucurbitaceae. The record is from RefSeq and is a predicted model, not a curated record.
ACUCUUGUCCGUACGAGCCAUUUUCUCUCUGUGAGACCAUCCGUUUGCUUUCUCGAAGGUACGGUUUUCAAACCCUAAUUUCCUCCGAAGAACUUCUCGGCGUGGCGGUGUCAUCUUUUCGGACUUCUGGUUGCAGAGAAAGAGGAGUAAGAAAGAAACAUCAAACUGGAUGGUUUUGGUUUUCGGGAGAAAUGCUCCAACAGCGUCUGUAUGCGUAUUUUAGUGUCGUUGUCUAUUCGACAAUCCUGACUUCGCUGGCUCGGGCGUUCACUAACCCGCCGGAUGUGACAGCACUUCAGGAUUUUUACAGUGCUUUGAAUUAUCCAUCAGAGCUUAAAGGAUGGAGAAAAGAAGGUGGAGAUCCUUGUGAGGAAUCAUGGGCUGGAGUUUCUUGCUCUGGGUCAUCUGUAAUAUACCUUAAACUUCAUGGACUGAACCUCACUGGGAAUCUUGGAGGGCAGCUCAAUAGUCUUAAUACUUUGAAGCAACUGGAUGUUAGUUCCAAUAGACUUACGGGUGGAAUUCCUCGCAACUUGCCCCCUAAUGCCACUCAUAUAAAUAUGGCAUUCAACAAUUUGAGCGAAAAUAUUCCACAUACUUUAUCUAACUUGGGAAGUCUCCGACAUCUGAAUCUGAGCCAUAAUACUCUAUCUGGUGUGAUUGGAAAUGUGUUCACUGGUUUACAGAAUUUGAGGGAGAUGGACUUGUCAUAUAAUGGAUUCACUGGUGAUUUGCCAAGUUCAUUCGGUUCCCUGACAAACAUCACCAGGCUGUUCUUGCAGGACAACAAAUUCACUGGAUCGGUUGCCUACUUGUCUCACCUUCCAUUAAUUGACUUGAACAUCCAAGACAAUUAUUUUAGUGGCAUUAUUCCCGGAAGUUUUAGAACUAUUCCAAACUUGUGGAUUGGGGGAAAUAGGUUCCGUCAAGAAGUCAAUUCUCCACCCUGGGAUUUCCCCCUGGAAAAAGCACCAGUGGUGAAAAACAUCAGUGGUCCUCCAACAACCAAGUCAAAUGCCAUCCAGAAUUAUCCCUCUCGUGGUAGUAUAGUCAGGCAUGAGAAGAAAAGGCUCGGUCCUGGUGGAAUAGUUCUCCUGGUUGGGGGGAUAACACUAGUAGUAACCUUUACGGCUCUCUUUGUUGUUUUCACCAUGAAGAAAGUACAUGAAAAGAAAAUAAAUUUGAAGAUUAGCAAUAUUUUACCCCGUUCUCUCCCUCUUGACAAAUCUGAAGAUGGUUCGUCUACUGCACCAGAAGAAAGUUCACGAAGUUUGUCCCUUAGUUCUCUACUUAUGGGUGGUCCAAGGCCUAUACCUCUAUUAAAUCACACAAGAACCGAGAAAUUUUCUGGAAGAAAAGGUUUCUCAAAGAGAUGCAGGCUCCCGGUGAGAACAAAAGUUUACACUCUAGCAGAGCUUCAAUCUGCAACAAACAACUUUAGCGAUGCGAAUCUUCUUGGAGAGGGAUCUCUUGGUGCUGUUUAUAGAGCUGAAUUUCCUGAUGGCCAAGUUUUGGCUGUGAAAAACAUCAACAUGGAAGAACUCUCUUUUACAGAAGAAGAGCAGUUUCUGGAUGUGGUAUGGACUGCUUCCCGUUUGAGGCACCCGAACAUUGUUACACUGUUUGGAUAUUGUGUAGAGCAUGGACAACAUUUACUCGGAUAUGAAUAUGUUCGAAAUUUGUCUCUUGGUGACGCUUUACACUGUGAAGCAUACAUGCCUCUGUCAUGGACUGUCCGUUUCCAGAUUGCUCUUGGAGUUGCUAGGGCCUUAGAUUAUUUGCAUACAAGCUUUUUCCCUCCAUUUGCUCACUGCAAUCUGAAGGCUUCCAACAUCUUACUUGAUGAAGAACUGAUGCCUCGUAUUUGUGAUUGUGGGUUGUCUGUUUUGAGGCCACUUGUGAUCAAUAGAGUUAAAACAAAGGCUUCUGAGAUUGUCAGUGGUGACAGAGGCUACCUUGCACCUGAACACGGCCAGCCAGGAUUUGAUAAUACCAGAAGUGAUGUGUAUUCUUUCGGAGUGUUGCUUUUGGAGCUUGUCACAGGAAGAAAACCAUUUGACAAUUCGAAACCCAGGAAAGAGCAGUCGCUGGUGAAAUGGGCUUCAUCUCGGCUUCAUGACAAUGAGAGUUUGGAACAGAUGGUUGAUCCAGGCAUUAAAGGAACAUUUUCCUCUAAGACCCUCUCUCGCUUUGUCGACAUUAUCUCCCUUGGUAUACAGCCUGUGAAGGAAUUCCGACCACCAAUGUCUGAAAUAGUGGAACACCUGACAAAGCUUCAGAAAAAGAUGGAAAUGGAGAAACGAGGUGCAGCAGAAUUAGGAAGUGUUACUGAAGUGGAUCCUUUUGAGAAAUCUUUUCGUUCAACCAACACUGGCUUCGUAAGUUCACCAGCAUACAGCUAUUGUUCCACCUCGUUUUAGUCAAUCACUGUUCUUCUCUCAUGUACAUAGAAUCAUUCUUCUUUGUGCACGUACAGACACAGUUUUUACGUCAUGGUUAUAGAGUAAAGUUCUGAAAAAGAUCAGUAAAUAAA